AGAUAGAUAGCAAGCAAUUUCUCCAGAGUCAUGCUGUGGGCACUUCCAACGAGUAAGCCAGCGACUACUCUAAGCCCGUUUUCCACCAGCAGCACGCACAGCCACCAUAGUCAUGGCAGAUUUUUGGCCAAGGCAGCCUCCUCAGCUUCUUCUCUAGAGCUCGACAAUGGCGAGGAGAACAGGACCAGUUCCAACACUCCCGAGGAAACUGGAGAGUCCAGUGCCAGCGCGAAAACGAUUCCCAGGUACACGAAAUGGACUCCACAGUUUGCUAGAGUUGAUGAGGUUCUCAAGAUCCUCCAGAAGACUGGGAAUGUAGAGGCGGCGCUGGAGAGCUGGGACAAAUCCCUGUCGGCCAAGAACAUCGUCACGGUUCUCAACAAUAUCAACCGCUGGGAGAAAGCUCUCGCCUUCUUCGAGUGGCUCAAGGCCCGACCUGAGCUCUACGAGAUCAACAGGUACACGUACAACGUGAUGCUCAAGAUCCUACGCAAUGGCCGCCAGCUCGAGCUCUCGGAGAAGCUCGUCGAGGAGAUGACGGGUCGCGGGAUCCAGCCAGACAACUACACUUUCAGCACUCUGAUCAACUGCGCCAAGCGCUGCCGCCAGCCGGAAGAAGCUCUCAAGUGGUUCGAGAGGAUGAAGAGCGAAGGGAUCGUCCCAGACGAGGUGACUUACAACUCGGUGAUCGACAUGUAUGGGCGAGUGGGACGAGUGAACGAGGCCGUGGAGCUCUACGAGAAGCUAAAGUCCGUCAACUGGAAGCUCGACACUGUGACUUACGGCGCUAUAGCCAACGUCUACGCCCGGGCCGGGGACUACCAAUCCAUCAUCCAGCUCGUCCAGGAGAUGCGAGACAGUGGAAGCUCCCCCAACGCCGUGAUCAUGAACACGCUCAUGGGGACGCUGAGCAAGGCCGGGAAAGUGAACCAGGCCAAGAAGGUGUUCAACGAGAUGAGAACCUCCGGAGUGAGCCCGACGCCGGUGACGCUGAGCAUCCUGGUGGAGAUGUACACGAGAGUCGGAGCUUACGACCAAGCAUUCGAGGUCUACGAGACGCUCAAGACGGAGGGAUGGAAGUGCGACGUCGCGGUGUACAACUCGCUCAUGAAAGCCUGCGUCGAGGGAGGCCGAGUCGAGCAAGCGGAGGAUAUCUUGAAGGAGAUGAAGCGAGCGGGGUGUAACCCGGAUCAUCUCACGUACAGGACGGCCAUGAACACGUACGCGACGAAGGGAAUGGUGGAUCCGGCCAGGAGGAUGUUCGACAAGGUGGUGGCGCUCAACGGCAAGCCGGACACUCCACUCUUCACGGUGAUGAUCCGGGCCUGCAAGCUCGCCGGGGAGAUCGAGCAGGCGAGCAAGAUCUUUGACGAGAUGAUGGAGAGUGGCUGCUGCUCGCCGGACGAGCGAGUGAGCGGGAUGCUGCUCUCGUGCAUGGCCAUGGCCAAGAACGACGACGAGCGCCUUGCCAUCCUCGACUGCCUGGACAAGUUUAACGCUCCUCUCCACGAGCUCAUGAGCGCGAUCGUCCGCAAGGAAGAGCCGAGAUCCAGGGACGAGGUGGCGGAGAUGGUGGAGAAGUUCAUCAGCGACUACCCCGAGACGGACUCGCGCAAGCCGCUGUGCAACUGCCUCAUCGACAUCUGCUCCAGCGUGGGGAUGAAGCACGCAGCUCACAAGAUCUUCGCCAUGGGAGUUGCGGUGGGAGCCUACGAUGGCCUCCAGACCAAUCUCCCAUCGCUGUGGCGGCUCAACCUCCGGACGCUCUCCAUGCCCGCGGCCGAGUGCGCGAUCGAAGCUUGGGUGAGCUCGCUCAAGGCGGCUGUCCGGGAGGGGGACGAGCUCCCGGAGGAUCUCAUAAUCGAGACGGGCGUGGGACGAGUGCGCAGUGGACAGAGGCUCAACCCGAUCGUUGGAACGCUGCUCAAGAAGCUCGGGGCGCCCUUCACAGAGAACACCGAGCCGGCGGGGUACUACUGCUCGACUGGAGCCGCGGUGGAGGCGUGGAUCAAAGCGAGGAUCGCUCUGGAAGAAAAUUCGGCAUUUUCUCUCCAAUUCCUGCAAGCGACCGCAACGCUGCCAAAGGCAUGCCCCGUUCGAUCCGUCACUGCCACUGUCUCGAGAGAACCUGGUCGAAUGGCUCUCGACAGUCCUCUUAAGCACCUUGCAACGAAAGUGCUUCUCUUAUUGGUGGAGGCUGAUAAGGACUGGUUGGCCGGACUGCUCACAGCGAUUCCAAACGCCGAGAACCCGUCGAGGCCUCUCUCAGCCGUGGUCGAGUAUGCUUCUCCAACCACAAGACGUCCUUCAGUCGUAUAUCCACUGGAAGUCAAGCGUGUUGGAGCUAGAGAGCAAUUGUUUUGUGAUAUGAAAAAGAAAAACAACGAAUAUCUUAAAUCCUGCAAAGAAUUUGAACCCAGCACCACCAGAGCCUUCAACAAGUUGGCAGUUUAUAUUCUAUUCCAAUCUGAAACCAUGGAAACCAUCAAAUCUCUUGCAUUGCAAAUAAAGUCAAUUGGCAUCUCAAGGGAUGUGGAGGAAGCCAAGAGGAUCCACUUCAAGGUUAAGGCACACAAGGAGCUUCAACAAAACAUUUUCCUUGCUAAUCUGGUUGUAGAAAUGUAUGGCCGGUGUGGGUGUAUCAGCGAGGCUCACGAUGCCUUUGAAGAGAUUCUCACUCCAAAUCAGUUUUCCUGGAAUAUCAUGCUCGCGGCAUUUUCACGCAACGGGGACUUGGCACAAGCUCGAAGCUGGUUUGAUGCGAUGCCACAACGGAAUCCUGUUGCCUUGAACACGAUGAUAGCGGCAUAUGCCCGCAUGGGGCAUCUCGAAGAGGCCGAGAACUUGGCGAUUCGCGAUCAAAGCGAUGAUCCAGCAUCAUGGAAUCCCAUAAUAUCUGGAUACCUACAACAGGAAGACGUAGAAGGAGCCAAGAAAGUUUUUGAUAGAAUGCGCGUGAGAGAUUCCAUCUCCUGGAAUGCAAUGAUUGGGGGAUACGCCAAGCGUGGGCAUCUGCAGCAAGCGUGUCAUUUGUUUGAGAAAAUGCCCGAUAAAACGAUCGCUUCAUUGAAUUUAAUUCUCAAAUCGCUCGCUGCGAAUGGAAAGAUUAAAGAAGCAAAACAGUUUUUUGAUCGAAUGCCUCAGAGGGAUGAGAUCUCCUGGAAUGCCCUUCUCCGGGGAUUUAUUUCUUGCGGGCAAAUCCAGGACGCAAAAGAGCUAUUCGAUCUCAUGCCUCACCAGCGCGAUCCAGGGACUUUGUUCGUACUAUUGGAGGGGUAUUGCAAUCACGGGUUGAUCCAGGAAGCCAAAACAUUGCUCGAUUCCAUUGAUCCACCCAUAAGAAAUCCAAGUGUUUGUUUCCCGAUAAUCCGUGCGCUGGGCGAUGCAGGGGACGUGAUCGGUGCGAGGGCGCUAUUUGAUCGCCAGGAGAAAAAGGACAUCCAGCUAUGGACGUUGAUGAUGAAGAUCUACGCGCAGUGGGGCAACCUGGAGCUAGCGAGAGAGAUCUUUGACGUAAUGCCAGAGAGAGAUGCAAUUUCCUGGACUGUGAUUGUGAGCGCGUACGGAAGAACCGGCGAUCUGAGAGAAGCAAAGAACCUUUUCCAACAAAUGCCGUAUAGAGAUUCCGUCGCGUGGUGUUCCUUAAUCUCGGCAUAUGCCAAAGCGGGGCAUCUGGAGGAUGCGGAGAGGAUGUUCUUUGAUGAAGUUCCUGCCAGGGACGCUUCGAUGUGGAACGCGAUGAUCACAGCGUACGGAGAGAACUCGAGAGUGGAUUUCGCGGAGAAAAUCUUUAAGCAAGUUCCCGAGAAAGAUCUUGUUUCAUGGAAUGCCAUGAUUUCGGCAUUUGCCGCGAAUGGAGAAAUCGCUCCCGCCAAAGAAACUUUUGAUUCCAUGCCAAUGAAAAACAUAACGUCGUGGAACACACUUAUGGCCAUGUACGGAGAGUACGGCAUGCACGGUAAUGCCAGGCAAGUGUACGAUGCCAUGCCCCAGUGGAAUCUUCUCUCGUGGAACUGCAUGAUACAGGCAUUUGCGGAAGGCGCGCAUCUGCGUUUCGCACGGGAACUGUUCGAAGUCAUUCCCGUACGGGACGUGGUGUCAUGGACAACCAUUCUGGCCGGGUGCGUACGGUCUGGGGAGCCCAACAGGGCGAAAGAAACUUUUGAAAGUAUGCCCGAGAGGAGCAUUGUAUCCUGGAACGUGAUGAUUAGAUCUUGCGAGCUCUCAGACGAACUGGAGAUGGCGGAGAGGAUUUUUAACGAAGAAAUGCCGUGCAGGGACGUUGUCUCUUGGAACUGUAUGCUGUCAAUCUACUCGAAGAGCAGCAGCAAGCUGGGAGAGCUCCAGAAAACUUUGCUGGAAAAUAUGCCCGAGCACAGUGUUUCUUCCUGGAGCUUGGCCAUUGCUGGUUUGUGUCAGCACGAUCGUCUCGAUGACGCUGAGCUUGUUUUGAGCCGGCUGCCUUUGAUUGAUCUCAUCUCGUCCAACACGCUCAUCACCGCCUAUUCCCAGAGAAACCAGCUUGAGCGAGCACGAAAGCUCUUUGAUGCCAUGCCUCAACGAGAUGUGGUGUCCUGGAACUCGAUCAUGCAAGCCUAUGUCCGGCACGGAGAUCACCCAGAAGCGAUCCAUCUCUUUAAAACUAUGGACCUGGAAGGAGUCGAGGCUGACGAGUUGAGCUUUCUUACUGUUGUGGAGGCCUGCUCGAUGACCACCGAAGCUAUCUUGUUUGGAAGAUAUCUUUACUCUAUCGUCAUCGACACCGGAUUCCUAUCCAACACCUUAGUUGCCACUGCAUUCUUCAGCAUGUUUGCAAAGUUUGGUGACUUGAAAGUGGCACGAAGUAUGUUUGAUGCCCGAGUAGAACACGACUUGGUUUCUUGGAGUGUUCUCCUCAGUGCGUACAGCCAGAGUGGCCAUGUCAUGGUUGCCGCUGAGGUUCUUCACGAAAUGUCUAUGGAUGGUUUCUCAGCCAGCAAAGUGACUUUCGUUAGCAUCCUGUCUGCUUGCAGCCAUGGAGGCUUUCACCACCUCGGCUGUUCUCUGUUCAGUUCAAUGGUCACUGACUAUGGAGUGGAGCCGGACGCCGUGCACUAUACCUGCAUGGUUGAUCUGCUUGGGAGAGCUGGAUGGCUGUGUGAAGCACGAGAUUUGGUCCGCGGACUGCCUAGAGAACCUUCUUCCGAAGCGUGGAUGUCUUUACUUGGUGCAAGUAAGCUGCAAAGUGAAUCAAACGUAGCAAACAUGGUAGCUCCAACGAACUUUGGAUCAUCGUUUGUCACCUUGAUAAACACGUACGUCAGCUAAAACUAGCAAAACACGCUUCGAUUUUACAGGCUUUGAACAUAGGUGCUGUACAGGCUCGGAAGUGGACUGUAUAUGUCUCUCUAAAUUUUUUAGUGAUAACGGCCCAUGAUUGGACAUAGAGAAUACAUUUCAAACAGUGAGAAAUGUAUAUACAGUCGAACAACUUCUGUAAACCAUUGUUCUAAUUAAAAAAAUUGUGUC
Messenger RNA from Selaginella moellendorffii, 5508 nucleotides. RefSeq lists its product as uncharacterized. The transcript has 3 exons. Lineage: Eukaryota; Viridiplantae; Streptophyta; Lycopodiopsida; Selaginellales; Selaginellaceae. The coding region runs from base 31 to 5307 and encodes 1758 amino acids. The record is from RefSeq and is a predicted model, not a curated record. Gene Ontology annotation, molecular function: protein binding.